AUGGCUUGUUCAGAUGCAUAUAAGGUCAUGUUUGGUACUCAUAUGUCGGCUAAGGAAGUGGAAUAUUGGUGGAAUAAUACUCGUCAAAGGCUUAAAGUUGCAAGUACUGAGAUCACUUGGCAGAAUAUCAAAAGUGUGUUCCUUAAGAAGUACUUUCCUGAUGAUGUUCGUAUCAAGAUGGAGAACGAGUUCCUUGAGCUAAAACAAGGAAACAUGAUUGUUGUUGACUAUGUCGUGAAGUUUGAGGAGUUGUCUAGGUUCUUCUCUCAUUACAAUGGGGUAGGAGCUAAUGGUUAUAAGUGUAUCAAGUUUGAGAGUGUAUUGCGUCAGGAGAUCAAGCAAUUCAUCAGGUAUCAGGAAAUCCUCCAAUUUUAUAUGUUGGUUAUUAAGUGUAAGAUCUACAAUAAGGAUAGUUGUGCUAGAUAUGGCCACUAUAAGAGCGUUAGUGAGAAGAGGAGUGGAAGUCAAAAUUGUGGAAAACCUUAUGAGGCUCCAACUGAUAAAGGGAAGUGGAAGGCUUCAGGGGGAAAGAGACAAGUAGGGGAGGAAAUUAUGUUCCUCUGA
Messenger RNA from Lathyrus oleraceus (garden pea), 564 nucleotides. RefSeq lists its product as uncharacterized. The record is from RefSeq and is a predicted model, not a curated record. NCBI's taxonomy places the organism in Eukaryota, Viridiplantae, Streptophyta, Magnoliopsida, Fabales, Fabaceae. The transcript has a single exon. Bases 1 to 564 code for a protein of 187 amino acids.